Messenger RNA from Sinocyclocheilus anshuiensis, 4053 nucleotides. It is a transcript of the gene sos1, whose product is annotated as son of sevenless homolog 1 (Drosophila). The record is from RefSeq and is a predicted model, not a curated record. Gene Ontology annotation, molecular function: protein heterodimerization activity; guanyl-nucleotide exchange factor activity. Gene Ontology annotation, cellular component: plasma membrane. NCBI's taxonomy places the organism in Eukaryota, Metazoa, Chordata, Actinopteri, Cypriniformes, Cyprinidae. The transcript has 22 exons. Gene Ontology annotation, biological process: Ras protein signal transduction.
CUGAUCGAUAUCUGAGGAGAUGCGCGCGCACUGAUCGCCUCAGGGAUCGAUAGCUGAUCGAUAACACACGCUGGAGCUCCGCUGCUGUCUGGAGGAUGCGAUGGUCACAUUAGGCAGGUGUGCUCUUCCUCCUCCUCGGAUCAGGUGGAUGUGAGACACACACACACACACACACACACACACACAUCAUGCAGGCUGCGCCCUUCCAGUAUGAUUUCUACAGUGAGGAGAACGCGCCCAAAUGGAGAGGACUGCUGGUGCCGUCACUCAACAAGGUGCUGAGUCAGGUGCACCCGAAGCUGUCGUCGCAGCAGGAGGCGCUGCAGUACAUCGAGGGCCUGAUCCUGGUGCUGCUCAACACUCUGUGUCAGGCUCAGCCGCGCACCGUGCAGGACGUGGAGGAGCGAGUGCAGAGGAGUUUCCCGCACCCCAUCGAGAAAUGGGCCAUCGCCGACGCUCAGGCCGCGAUCGAGAAGAGGAAGAGGAGGAACCCGCUAGCGCUGCCUGUCGACAAGAUCCACCCGCUGCUCAAGGAGGUUCUGGGUUAUAAGAUCGAUCAUCAGGUGUCGGUGUACAUCGUGGCGGUGCUGGAGUACAUCUCUGCAGAUAUACUGAAGCUGGCGGGAAACUACGUGCGAAACAUUCGCCACUUUGAGAUCUCGCAGCAGGACAUCACUGUGGCCAUGUGUGCCGAUAAGGUGCUGAUGGACAUGUUCCAUCAGGUGGAGGAGGACAUCAGUGUGUUUCCUCUGGACGAGGAGCCGUCUGCGGCCAAGGAGCAGAUGUACUAUGACCUGGUGAAGACCUUCAUGGCGGAGGUGCGUCAGUAUCUGCGCGACCUGAACCUCAUCAUCAAGGUUUUCCGCGAGCCCUUCGCCUCCAACACCAUGCUGUUCUCCCCUCACGACGUGGAGAACAUCUUCAGCCGGAUCGUGGACAUCCAUGAGGUGACGGUGAAGCUGCUGGGGCUGAUCGAGGACACGGUGGAGAUGACCGACGAGGGCAGUCCUCACCCGCUCGUGGGCAGCUGCUUCGAGGACCUCGCCGAGGAGCUGGCCUUUGACCCCUACGAGACGUACGCACAGGAUAUCCUGCGCAGCGGCUUCCACGAUCACUUCCUGAGUCAGCUGUCCAAACCCGGAGCGGCCAUCUCCCUGCAGUCCAUCUGUGAAGGCUUCAAAGAGGCGGUGCAGUACGUCUUACCGCGGUUACUCCUCACACCCGUCUACCACUGCCUGCAUUACUUCGAGAUUCUAAAGCAACUGGAGGAGAAGAGUGAGGAUGAGGAGGAUAAAGAGUGUUUGAAACAAGCCAUUACAGCCCUACUGAACCUGCAGAGCAGCAUGGAGAGAAUCUGCUCCAAGAGCCUCGCCAAGAGACGCCUCAGCGAGUCGGCGUGCCGCUUCUACAGUCAGCAGAUGAAGGGCAAACAUUUGGCCAUCAAGAAGAUGAAUGAGAUCCAGAGGAACAUCGACGGCUGGGAGGGCAAAGACAUCGGCCAGUGCUGCAACGAGUUCAUCAUGGAGGGGACGCUCACGCGGGUCGGCGCCAAACACGAGCGCUACAUCUUCCUGUUUGACGGCCUCAUGAUCUGCUGCAAGUCCAACCACGGCCAGCCGCGUCUGCCGGGAGCCAGCGCCGCCGAGUACCGGCUCAAAGAGAAGUUCUUCAUGAGGAAGGUCCAGAUCAACGACAAGGACGAUAAGGAGGGCGAGUACCGGCACGCCUUCGAGAUCAUCCUGAAGGACGGGAACAGCGUGGUGUUCGCCGCUAAAUCUGCGGAGGAGAAGAACGGCUGGAUGGCGGCGCUGAUCUCGCUGCAGUACCGCUCCACGCUGGAGCGCAUGCUGGACACGGCCAUGCUGCAGGAGGAGAAGGAGGAGCAGAUGAGGCUCCCCGGGGCCGAGGUGUACUGCUUCGCCCAGCCCGACUCCGAGGAGAACGUCGUGUUCGAGGAGAACGUCCAGUCCAAAUCCGGCAUUCCCAUCAUCAAAGCCGGAACGGUGCUGAAGCUCAUCGAGCGCCUGACCUUCCACAUGUACGCUGAUCCUAAUUUCGUCCGGACGUUUCUGACCACGUACCGAUCGUUCUGUAAACCUCAGGAGCUGCUGGAUCUGCUCAUGGAGAGGUUUGAUAUUCCUGAACCCAAACCCACGGAAGCGGAUCAGAUGGCCAUGGAGAACGGAGACCAGCCGCUGAGCGCAGAACUCAAACGCUUCCGCAAAGAGUUCGUUCAGCCGGUACAGCUCAGGGUGUUGAAUGUGUGCAGACACUGGGUCGAGCAUCAUUUCUAUGACUUUGAGAGAGACGCUCAGUUGCUGCGGCGGCUGGAGGAGUUUAUCGGCAUGGUCAGAGGUAAGGCCAUGAGGAAGUGGGUGGAGUCCAUCACGAAGAUCAUCCAGAGGAAGAAACAGGCUCAAGCCAACGGCCCCAGUCACAACAUCACGUUCGAGAGCUCGCCGCCACCCAUCGAGUGGCACCUGUGUAAAGCGGGACAGACGGAUCAGUUUGACCUCAUGACCCUUCACCCCAUCGAGAUCGCCCGACAGCUCACGCUGCUGGAGUCCGACUUCUACAGGUGCAACCCUCAGCCUGUGACCUCUGACGUCUUUUCGCCAUUUACUCGCCCUCAUUUCAAUCCAACCCUACUUAGAAACAUGAAUGUAACUGUGAACUUUGACCUUCUGUAGGGCGGUUCAGCCGUCAGAGCUGGUGGGCAGUUAGAAACGGAGAACGUGGAGGAGCGUGUGUCCAUCAUAUCGCGCAUUAUCGAGAUCCUGCAGGUCUUUCAGGAGCUCAAUAACUUCAAUGGCGUUCUGGAGGUGGUGAGCGCCAUGAACUCAUCGCCCGUCUACAGACUCGACCACACCUUCGAGCAAAUCCCGAGCAGACAGAGGAAGAUUCUGGAGGAAGCUCAUGAACUCAGUGAAGAUCAUUAUAAGAAAUAUCUGGCUAAACUCAGGUCCAUCAACCCCCCCUGUGUGCCCUUCUUUGGGAUUUAUUUAACAAAUAUUCUGAAAACUGAGGAGGGAAAUCCAGACUUCCUGAAGAGACAUGGCAAGGAACUGAUCAACUUCAGCAAACGACGGAAAGUGGCGGAAAUAACCGGAGAAAUCCAGCAGUACCAGAACCAGCCGUACUGCUUACGUGUGGAAAACGACAUACGGAAGUUCUUUGAGAACCUGAACCCGAUGGAGGACAUGACGGAGAAGGAGUUCGCCGACUAUCUGUUCAACAAAUCUCUGGAGAUCGAGCCACGUAACGCUCGCACACUGCCUCGAUUCCCGAAGAAGUACAGCUGUCCUCUGAAGUCUCCGGGUGUUCGCCCAUCAUCCGUCCGCCCAGGAACCAUGCGGCAUCCGACUCCGCUGCAGAACGAGCCCCGGAAGAUCAGCUACAGCCGCAUCCCAGACAGCGAGACGGAGAGCAGCAUCGCUUCAACGCCCAACUCGCCCCGCACACCGCUGACACCUCAACCAGCCUCCACCGCAUCCAGCUCCACCGAGAUCUGCAGCGUCUUCGACUCCCCGCAGCCGCCCUCCAGCCCCUUCCACUCCAGGUCUUCUUCCGUGUCGUCGAUGAUGAGUUUCCUCCGGAACGACGAGCUUCCCGUUCCUCCGCCCAUCCCUCCGCGCCGCCGGCCUGAAUCUGCGCCCGCCGAGUCCUCGCCCUCCAAGAUGAUGUCGAAGCACCUGGACAGUCCUCCGGCGAUCCCGCCGCGUCAGCCCACCUCCAAGGUGUACUCGCCUCGUUACUCGCUGACAGAGCCGCCCGACAGCCCGCCCACCCUGCCGCCGCGGGAGCCGGUGCGAACGCCAGACGUCUUCUCCAGCUCCCCGCUGCACCUGCAGCCGCCUCCGCAGGGCCGCCGCUCCGAGCCCAGCCAGGCCUUCUUCCCGCCGCAGACACCUGGGCCGCCCGUCCCGCCGCGCCACAGCACCUCGCAGUCGCCCAUCCCCAAACUCCCGCCCAAGACCUACAAGAGAGAGUCGGUCCACCGCGACGGGCCGCCGCUCCUGGAGAACGCAAACCCCUUGUAGAGCGACGCGCCUA